Messenger RNA from Penicillium lagena, 357 nucleotides. Its product is annotated as putative tubulin-specific chaperone Rbl2. The transcript is spliced from 3 exons. Gene Ontology annotation, biological process: post-chaperonin tubulin folding pathway; tubulin complex assembly. Gene Ontology annotation, molecular function: beta-tubulin binding. Gene Ontology annotation, cellular component: cytosol; microtubule cytoskeleton. The record is from RefSeq and is a predicted model, not a curated record. Bases 1 to 357 code for a protein of 118 amino acids. NCBI's taxonomy places the organism in Eukaryota, Fungi, Ascomycota, Eurotiomycetes, Eurotiales, Aspergillaceae.
AUGGCUCCCCGCUCACAACUUGAGAUCCACACGGCAUCCGUCCUCCGCCUCGUGAAGGAGGAGGCCUCCUACCAUCGCGAACUCAAGGACCAGGCCGAGCGCGUGAAGAAGCUGGAGGCACAGACCGGCAACGAUGAUGAGAACCGAGAGUACACGCUGAAGCAAGAGCAACGCGCGCUGGAGGAGACGAAGAAUGUUCUGCCUGGGUUGAAGCAGAAGCUUACGGAUACCGUUGCCAAUUUGGAGGCUCUGAUCAUUGAGGAGGGCAAGAAGGGAUCCGAGAGCAAUGUCGAGCACAUCACGGCGGCCAAGGAUGCGAUUGCGCAGGCCAAGACGGCCGAGAGGGAGAUUUCGUGA